UUCAUUACCAUAGGAUAUGAAUUUUAAAAAUUGCAGCUAAGUCCAUAGAAUGAGGAAAAGCAAACACAACAUAUGAAAGAUAAGACUCAGUAAUGUGAUUUAAAUAUACUUCAAAGAAAAGAUCUCAUGACAACGACACUUAACCGACCUGGUCCCUCUAAAAUAUGUUAUUCCCAAGAAAAUGAGAGAAAGUAUCUUCUAAUCGGGAAAGACAUCUCCACGUUCUUUGCCCGCCUCGUAGGUUACGCAUCAGCAGCUGGGUUUUGUCUGGCAAAGCUAAAACCAAAAGCUUCCUUUCUUAUAAAUUGCCGUACGUUUUAAGUUGUCUACAGAUUCAAUUGAGUAUGGAGAAGAAUCGAGAGGUUUCGGAGUACAGAGAGAGACUUAAUGAGACCUUGUCGUCUCCUGAGCUCGUUAAUGAGCAAACUCUUAAAACUCUAGUCAGAAAACAGCUCAAUGAAGAGUGUAGUGUUGAUAUAUUGGAUCAAAGAGUAGCUGCUUUAUCCAGUACAAUUGAGAAGCUUAGGAGUGUAUCAACAAAGGAUCACGACUCGUCUAAAUCAAACAACGAGGCAUCUUAUGGUGAUUGGAAAGUGAAACAUGAUGAUGAAGAUUGUCGUGUUAUGUACCGUGAAGGACUUAAAGGAAGUCCAUUUCAUACAUUGCUAGUUGAAGGCUGCAUUGAUGGGACUAUCGAAGAAUGUUUAUGUGUAUGCUGGGAAUCAUCAUUCUAUGAGAAAUGGUGGCCAAAGUUGGCAUUUCCGUCAUUCAGAGUCUUAGAAGCUAAAUGCUUGCAAAAUUUUAGGAUUGAUGAACAGAUAUGUUUACUGAGGGUGAAAGCACCGUGGCCAUUGACUGACAGAGAAGCUAUUCUGCAGUUUUUCGUAUUCGAAUACUUUAAAGACGGUUUAGUCAUCAUCCUACUAAACUCGAUCGAAGUAGAGAGCGACGGUAUAGCUGAAGUAGUGAAUGCUGUGAGAAUUGACUUUGUAGGCGGAGUUGCGAUACAAAAAGUGACUCCGGAGAGGAGUUACCUAAGAUUUAUAGCGGAAGUGGACAUAAAGCUGGACUUGGUACCUCCAUCUCUUAUUAAUUUUAUGUCUAGGCAGCUUCUUGGCAACGGUUUCAAACUUUUCAAGAAGACUAUUGGUUCAGUGGCUGAAUCCGAUGAUUACAAGAGAGUUUUAGCUGAUCCAUUGUAUACUCAUAUACAUGAAGCUCUGUAUUCUAGUGAUAAAACUAAUGAAAUCUGCCAAGUAAAUGAGCUUCAUAGCCAACAAGGAAGAGAUUGUGAAGAACAAGAACCGCAGUUGGAAGCUGAUGACCCAUAUAUGGCAAAAGAGAAUGAGACUCGCCAUUGCGAGAAUGAAUCUGUACCUAGCAAAAGAGAUGUUCCUGAGAUCGAGGAAGAAGAAUGUGCUGAUCUGAAAGAAGAAGAAAAAAGUUCUCUUUCUUCUUUUUCUUCUUCUUCUUCUUCAGAGGAGGAUGAAAAUGUCAUUGGGAAGACUCAAAACAAGAAAGUCAAAACACGUUUCUGCAUAAGUCCAGAGGUGAAGCAAGCUUUAGGGACAUUAGAGAGAGUGAUAUCAAUGGUUAGAAAAUCCAAAACAGAUAAUAAUAAUACAUCAACCUCUUCCGGUGAAGAAGAAGAAGAAGAAGAAGAAGCAUCAUCAUCACAAAUGCAUCAUUCAGGGAGCACACAGACUGUUUCUAAUAGUAAAGUUUGUAUUCAGGAUCCUAAAACUGAACUUCUUGAUGAAGCAUCCUUCGCACAUUAUCACAACAACAACAGCAACAAAAUAGCUCCUGCAUCACCUGAGAUCGAUCUAACAACAAACUCUGAGGUAACAAGAAUAACAGUCUCACAAGCCACAACUCUUUUCAGCCAAACAACAGAGAAUAGUGACGACAAACCGAGUGGUUUAAACGGAGGUAAGAGCUCAAAUCUGCAGAGGAAACGUAACCCGAGCUGCUUUGGUUUUAGGUUUUGGAGAAGAAGGACUUGAAAUAUGCAUUGAUAAAUCCAAAGAUUUUGUUUCUUUGAAGUUGCAGAUUAUAUAUAUAUACAAGGAAACAUUAAUAAUUGUUUUGUAACUUCACUGUGGAAAGUGUUAAGACUUUUCAACUGUCUUAAUCUUAUUUU
This is a messenger RNA of Arabidopsis lyrata subsp. lyrata, 2143 nucleotides long. RefSeq lists its product as uncharacterized. The record is from RefSeq and is a predicted model, not a curated record. The transcript is spliced from 12 exons. Bases 345 to 2006 code for a protein of 553 amino acids. NCBI's taxonomy places the organism in Eukaryota, Viridiplantae, Streptophyta, Magnoliopsida, Brassicales, Brassicaceae.